This is a messenger RNA of Oikopleura dioica, 300 nucleotides long. NCBI's taxonomy places the organism in Eukaryota, Metazoa, Chordata, Appendicularia, Copelata, Oikopleuridae. The record is from the annotation of a GenBank genome assembly.
AUGGCAAACCAGACUUCGCCCAGCUUUCUUUUCGGCAUUUCCGCUGCAGUUAUCCUGAUCAGCUGGAUUAUAAUGGGAAAUACAAUCACGAUCCUUGGGCUAAUAUACAGUCGGCCAAAGCAUGCAAUAUCCUUUGUUACGUCUGAGAAGCGAAAACGCAUUACUUUCAAUUAUUUACUCAGCAAUUCGGUUGCCGACAUGUUAAUUGGAGUGUUCAUCACCCCGAUUGCACUGUACCAGCAUAUUUGGGGCUGGCCGACGAACGUUCCAUGUCACGGGCUCGCUCAUCAGAGCUCAUAA